GCUUCAACGAUACUCGAAGUGGCUCACAAUUGAAUAUGACUACAACAACCAACAAGACCUUGGCCACGUCGGCGGCGAUCUCUCAGAUCAAUGGAGUCCACUCCGUUCUCGCGGGGGUGUUUGCGGGCUGCGUGACACGGUCCUGCACAUCGCCCUUGGAUGUGAUGAAGAUCCUCUUCCAAGUGAGCCAUCCCACCGCGCAUCGCUCCAUCCACCACGCAUGUCAACAGCUCUACGUAUCCGAAGGCAUCCGUGGCUUUUGGAAAGGCAACUUGGCCGGGUGCUUCCGGCUCGGGCCGUACGCAGGGGUGAAGUUUUGCAUCUUCGACACGUUGCAGUCCAAGUCGUCGGCAGCCAACGCGCCACACAUGGAGAAGGCGGUGCAUGGAGCCAUUGCUGGCAUGGGCGCCACCCUUGCCGUGUAUCCAAUGGAAGUGGUCCGCACGCGGAUCAUCAUGCAGGACGCCACGGCUUUUCGAGGCAUUCACGCGGAAUUGGCGCGCAUUUACACAAACGAGGGCGUCCGGGGGCUCUAUCGGGGCUGCCUCUCCGGCUUGGUGGGCUCGAUUCCGUUCGAAGGAAUCCAGUUCGCAUGUUACGAAUACAGCAAAAGCUACGCUGUGCAGCAGCGGUGGCCGGCGUGGCGCUGGCCAGAGCACAAGCGCCAGCUGAACUCGGUAGACCAUUUGAUCGUGGGGAGCUGGUCGGGGGCUAUUGCUCAGCUUGUGUCGUACCCGUUUGAUAGCGUCAAGAAGCGUCUGCAGGUAGACACCACAAAGCGGUACACGGGGAUGCUGGACUGCGUCAAACAAGUGGUCCGGGACGAAGGGGCGAUGUCGUUAUACCGAGGGACUUUGCCCAACAUGGUGCGGGUGGUGCCGUACGCUGCCGUCAUGUUUGCCUCGUACGAAGGGGCGAAAGAGUUCUUGUCGACGUUGUGACCAAAACAACAAACGUAUUGGAGUGCCGUUUACAGUUGUGAUUUCGUUUUUUAACUUAACAGGUGUGAUGUUGGGAUAACAUUACUGUAUCG
Aphanomyces astaci is the source of this 1033-nucleotide messenger RNA. RefSeq lists its product as hypothetical. Gene Ontology annotation, biological process: transmembrane transport. Lineage: Eukaryota; Oomycota; Saprolegniomycetes; Saprolegniales; Verrucalvaceae. The record is from RefSeq and is a predicted model, not a curated record. The coding region runs from base 36 to 941 and encodes 301 amino acids. The transcript has a single exon.